Eurytemora carolleeae is the source of this 894-nucleotide messenger RNA. RefSeq lists its product as uncharacterized. The record is from RefSeq and is a predicted model, not a curated record. Bases 98 to 724 code for a protein of 208 amino acids. The transcript has 6 exons. Lineage: Eukaryota; Metazoa; Arthropoda; Copepoda; Calanoida; Temoridae.
CAGCAGAUAGUAGUGUCUAACAGACAGACUGUGGGUGACAGAAGAAAAAUAUUUUGUUACAGCGCAUUUCCUAACUACAAACCUUCUAAUUCGAACUAUGGAUUCUUUCCGAUUUUUCCCUCCUUGUGUUGUCACUCUUGUAUCAGCUUCUCUAGUCUUAACACUGGCGAGUGCUAUGCCAAGUCCUCAACAGGAUUCAAGAUUUCUUGGGUUCGGUCUUCCUCAGACGAAUCCUAACCAGGGUCUUCAGAAUACCCUGGCCGGCGCAGGGCUGGGCGGGGUGGGCGCAGUUGCCGCAACUCAAUGUAUCUUUGGACGGAACUGUGAUCUCUCCUUCAGACCUAGCUUAGGAGCUGCUAUUGAUGCUAAUGGACAAUUUGUUCCUCAACUUGGCAUAACAACUCAGGUUGGUAACGGUCCUAUUGCACCAACCUUUACCGGUGGUCUCCAGUUAGACGGGAAUUCCCAGAAUGGAAUCGGUGGAUUUGUUGCUGGAGGAGUCAAUAAUGGAAAUCCUAACUCAUUUAGUCCUGGUGUUCAAACUGGUUUUGGGUUCAGUCAGGGACAGAACGGACAAACCCAGGCUACAGCUCAGCUAGGAGGAAACAUUCAAACUCCUCAGCUUGGUGGAAUCAACUUUGGAGCUCAGAACAGACCCGGAAACAUUGGUGGAGUUCAACCUACAUUCUUGAACAGACCGUUUCUUAACUUUUUUGGCAAAUAGAGCUUAGAGUUUGGUUGUCCUCAUCUGGUGGGAGGAUGAAGGGGAGGCUGUGUGUAGAGGAUGCACAACUAUCAAAACACACGCCGGACUGUCUUUCUAAAUCUUUAUUUAUCUUUUAAUAUUUAUCUUCUAUAUAUAUAUUAGUGAAAUAAAACAAAAUUUUAAUAUGA